Mollisia scopiformis is the source of this 480-nucleotide messenger RNA. RefSeq lists its product as uncharacterized. The record is from RefSeq and is a predicted model, not a curated record. The transcript is spliced from 3 exons. NCBI's taxonomy places the organism in Eukaryota, Fungi, Ascomycota, Leotiomycetes, Helotiales, Mollisiaceae. Bases 1 to 480 code for a protein of 159 amino acids.
AUGGCAUCUCUCCUCCUUCGCCCCCUCCUUAGACCCCAAGCUCUUGGUCUUGGCUUAGGACUUUCUUUGACAACAUAUCACGCGGUAUAUCGACAGCAAGCUAUUCGUCUUGAUUCAUCUCCAUCGUCGUCGGGGUCAAUUUUGUCCGGGGAUAGCUACAGGAAGAAUGCCCAGGUACCUGUGAUUCGAAAUGGAGGUUUGAAUGAGAGGGCUGUGAGGCAGAUUAGUAGCGGAAGUAUUGUUGGUCUUUGUGCCGGGCUGGUUGUCAGUACUUUCUCGAGACCAUUAGCAAUUGUGCUUGGACUCUUGAUUGUUGGUGUGCAGUAUGCUUCAUCUCAAUUAGGUAUUAAUAUAAUACCCUACAAUCGACUUCAACGAUACGUCACAAGCAUCGAUCUCCGCUCAGCUGUUCAAGACAAUGUUGCUUUCAAACUCUCCUUCGGCACCACGUUCGCCUUAGCAGCCUUCAUGAAGUUUUAG